ACCUUCUCGCCGAUAUCGCACUGUACAGCACCGUCAAUAUUAAACAAAUACAUCAAAAACAAAUCCAAGCUACACUACCCUCCUCCCAAAAAGGAAAUAGGGUAAACCCUCCGUCCCUCAUGUUUGCACCGUUUGUCUCCAAUUUAUCAAGCUGCAUCAAGAUUUCCAUUAUCCAAAACCCCCCCACAUUCAACUCUGCACCACCAAGACAACUACAUUACAAAUCUUAUACGCCGUCACCAUGGGCCGAAUCGAAGAACUUCCCGAUGACUUCGACGAGUCGCUCAACUUGAACAAGCAGGCGAAAUCCCCCUCCGACAGCAGCCCCGCCAAUGCUGCCCCCGCCGCGGACAAAGAGACCGCGUUCCCGAUCAACGAGGAACGGGUGAAGGAGUUGGAGAAGGAGAAUCCGGGUGCGCCGAAGAUGCCUCCGGGUAUGGAGGCUGUGCGGUCGCAUACGACGGAUGAGUUGGCGGAGAUGUUGAAUAAGACGCCGUUGUUUAUGACGGAUAUUGAGAAGGCGGGGGAUGAGAAUGGCGAGAAUAUCGUGUUGGAUGCGCUUACGGCGCUGCAGAAUGAGGGGACUCGUGGAGAUGUGGCUCAGAACUACCGCGAGCAGGGAAAUGAGGCGGCGAAGGAGUUGAGGUGGAUUGAUGCGAAGGAGUUCUAUACGAAGGCUAUUGCUGUGCUCUUUGCGAAGGAGGAUAAGUGGGAGAAGCCUGAGGAUAUGGCUGAAGAGCAGAAGUUGUGGAGGCAGGUUGAAGAGGCGUCUUAUAUCAAUCGCGCGUUGUGUAAUUUGGAGUUGGGCAAUUACCGGUCGUGUACGCUUGACUGCGCGUCGACGCUCAAGUUGAAUCCGAAAAAUAUCAAGGCGUUCUAUCGUUCCGCUAUGGCUUGCUUCAAGCUUGAGAAGCUUGAUGAGGCUGAGGAUGCUGCGAAGCGGGGUUUGGCUCUCGAUCCGGAUAAUAAGUCUCUCCAGACGGCGGCGGAGAAGAUCGCUGAACGCAAGGCUGCCCUCGAGCGCGUAGCCGCUAAGCGGAAGGCGGAGGAAGAGAGAAAGCGCAAAGAGAAGAAGCUGCUCGAUAUUGCGUUGAAGGCUAGAGAAAUCAGAACCCGCUUGUCGGAUAAUCCGGCCGACAUGGACGGUGCGGUCAUUCGUCUCGUUCCUGACCCCCUCUCUCCCGAAAGUACCCUCGAAUUCCCCACCAUGCUGCUCUAUCCCAUGGAUGCUGAGUCGGAUUUUAUCAAGGGGUUUUCUGAGAUGAACAGCAUUGAAGACCACUUGGAAUAUAUCUUCCCGUUGCCAUGGGAUACGAAGAAUGAAUAUUCCGUCAAUAGUGUUGACUGUUAUAUGGAGACUGCCACGGGCGGGUUGGUCAAGGCUGGAAAGAAAUUGCCUCUUUUGCAGAUCCUGAGCGGCAGCAAGGUUGAGGUUGUUGAUCAGUUGGUGAAGAUCUUCAUUGUGCCGACCGCAAAGAGCGGCCAAUUCAUUGCGGAAUUGAAGGCAAGGAAGCAGCGCUGAAGGAGCUUCUCUGUUCCUUCGUUGCCUCCGCCAGGUAGCCACAGGGCAAACUCAUCUCCAAAACCGAGGCAUCCGCGAGAAGGCUCAAAGGCUAGCAGACCUGCAUGGGCCGUGGAGCUCUUCCGCCAACGACCAUCAACGGUUCACCACAUGAACAAGGGUCUUUCUACCCAUACGACACUCCUAUGAAGGGAACGUGGCCGUCCACUACGGUCAAGGCCCACCCUGUUCAUGGAAGCCAUAUAUCUUGUCUGGCCGUCCUUCAAACACC
This is a messenger RNA of Aspergillus alliaceus, 1793 nucleotides long. RefSeq names its product HSP70/90 family co-chaperone CNS1. Lineage: Eukaryota; Fungi; Ascomycota; Eurotiomycetes; Eurotiales; Aspergillaceae. The transcript has 3 exons. Gene Ontology annotation, molecular function: Hsp90 protein binding. Gene Ontology annotation, biological process: protein folding. The record is from RefSeq and is a predicted model, not a curated record. The coding region runs from base 242 to 1522 and encodes 426 amino acids.